CCUGCUCCGCUCCCUGCCGCCUUGCCGCCUCGCCUCUCCCCGCGCCAGGCAUGGCUCCCAGCACCGUGGCCGUGGAGCUGCUCAGCCCCAAAGAGAAAAACCGACUACGGAAACCGGUGGUGGAGAAGAUGCGCCGCGACCGCAUCAACAGCAGCAUCGAGCAGUUGAAGCUGCUGCUGGAGCAGGAGUUCGCGCGCCACCAGCCCAACUCCAAGCUAGAGAAGGCCGACAUCCUGGAGAUGGCCGUCAGUUACCUGAAACACAGCAAAGCCUUCGCCGCCGCCGCCACCGGCCCCAAGAGCUUGCACCAGGACUACAGCGAAGGCUACUCAUGGUGCCUGCAGGAGGCCGUGCAGUUCCUGACUCUGCACGCGGCCAGCGACACGCAGAUGAAGCUGCUGUACCAUUUCCAGCGACCCCCGGCCGCGCCCGCCGUGCCCGCCAAGGAGCCCAAGGCGCCCAGCCCUACGCCCGCGCCUGCCCCGGCCAAGGCCGCCGCUGCCGCCACUGCGCGACAGCCCGCCUGUGGCCUCUGGCGGCCUUGGUGACCAGCGAGACCCGCGGGCGGCCGCCCAGCCCCGAGGACAAGAGGGCGGGGCGUUCCUCUGGAUGGGGAAGAGCCUUCCCAUCGGCUGUGCGGCCUCAGGCUUGGAUGCACCCCUUCUCCGGAAGGCUCUCUCUCCAGGCUGGCCGGCCAGCAGGAGAGUCAUUCUCAGAGAAUGUGUGCAGAGUCCUUGUCAUUUAGGACAAUCAGGGCCCGUCUUCUGCCAAAUGUCUGACCCUAUGGGGUUGCUCUAUGUUUGCAUUUCCGCAAGUGACUUCUGGGAAGUCCCCACUGCUGGGGUUCUAUGAUAUUUGUAGAUGGCGGGGCGCGGCCAGCCGGCGCCCCGUGCUGUGCGUAGAGGGCUUUCUCAGAUCAGGUGCUGCCGUGCCGCAUUUGCCUUUUGUGAAGGCAGAACUCAAGGUGUAUCCUCAUAGGAAGGAAAGCGUCAGCCAGGAUGGGCGUGGGGCUGGGCAGAGCCAGGCCGAAAGGCCCUACAUCUGCUUGGUUGUCUGGUCGGGGCUCACAGUGGGCUGUGUGGGGCGGGUGGGGGUCUCCGCCGUGAUCCUUAAAGGAUUUCCGUGUGGGUGGGUGCACGUGGGCACAACUUUGUACUCAGAAUUUGUACUCUUGGUCAUGUGGGAACCACAGGACUGCUCAGCAGACUGAUAAUAAAAUCCGACUGUUCAGCCCCCUCGC
This is a messenger RNA of Odocoileus virginianus texanus, 1240 nucleotides long. It is a transcript of the gene HES5, whose product is annotated as hes family bHLH transcription factor 5. The record is from RefSeq and is a predicted model, not a curated record. Gene Ontology annotation, molecular function: RNA polymerase II cis-regulatory region sequence-specific DNA binding; DNA-binding transcription factor activity, RNA polymerase II-specific; protein dimerization activity. Gene Ontology annotation, cellular component: nucleus. Lineage: Eukaryota; Metazoa; Chordata; Mammalia; Artiodactyla; Cervidae. Gene Ontology annotation, biological process: regulation of transcription by RNA polymerase II; anterior/posterior pattern specification; regulation of neurogenesis.